This is a messenger RNA of Diprion similis, 1684 nucleotides long. Its product is annotated as peptidyl-tRNA hydrolase 2, mitochondrial-like. Bases 405 to 833 code for a protein of 142 amino acids. Gene Ontology annotation, cellular component: mitochondrion; cytosol. NCBI's taxonomy places the organism in Eukaryota, Metazoa, Arthropoda, Insecta, Hymenoptera, Diprionidae. The record is from RefSeq and is a predicted model, not a curated record. Gene Ontology annotation, molecular function: peptidyl-tRNA hydrolase activity. The transcript has 2 exons.
CGUGCGUAUACCGUGUGUAUAUGGAGAUCAGGGCUAACGAUAGACAUCACCGGAUAAUAAGUAAAAACUAAGUAAAGGAAAUAAUAUUUUCUAUGAGGAAUUGUAUUAUAGUCACAUAAAGUCCGGCAGAAAAUUUCUAUUAUGACAGUAGAUGAUAAAGAAAUAUCACCUGCUGAGGAUUCAGAAGAUCCCGUUGAUCGUAUGCUUAAAAAAACCGGCUGCAUUGAGUUGCACUACAAAGUUCAGGACUGCAUAGCAGAGACACAAGAUUGGAGACAAUGCCAGGAGCCUGUAAAACAAUUUAAAAAUUGUAUGUCUAAUUACGAAAAGAAAAGGCGUGAGAAAAACGCUGCGUAAUAAAUAGCUAUAGACUAAAAGCGCAGUUUUCUGUUCACCUGACACAAAUGAACAUGUCGUCGAUUCUGAGGAAGCUUAGGUCUAUCAUUGCUGUAAGCCCCCGAGCACUUCCGAUAAAUGGUUGCAAGAUGGCUAUUAUAGUCAGAUCUGACAUUCCCAUGUCCAAAGGAAAAACUGCAUCUCAAUGCGCUCAUGCUGCAUUAGAGUGUUAUCGUGCAGCUCGGGCAAACCAAAAUAAUAAAGCGAUGCUAAAGAUGUGGGAAUUGACCGGCCAGCCCAAAAUUGUUCUCAGGGUAUCGAGCCAAACUGAACUUAUGAACUUGGCUCAAAAAGCAAAGAAAGACGGUGUUAUUGCAGCAAUCAUUCAAGAUGCUGGGAGAACGCAGCUGGCUCCGGGAACAGUGUCAGUUCUCGGGCUCGGACCAGGUCCUAAAGAAGAUAUAGACCGAUUAACUUUGAACCUGAAAUUACUAUGAGCAAUGUUUUAUUUUGUUUGAAUUUUGUGAGAUUCAUAGUUUACUUCCCAUUCACACCUAAAAAUUCUCCACUGCAUGUGUACAUGUAUACUGCGUUUGUACAGGAAAAUAAACACGCUAGUAGUAUGGUUGUCAGGUAUUUCUACGUUCGAUUGAAAUUUUAUUUUUGGCAUCAUGCAUACCCUCAUUGUUAUGCGAGCCUGUAUUGCACACGUUCGUAUGCUUGUGUGGACUUUUAGUUCGGAUGAAAGCAGUAAAGGCAAACACACCAUGUAAAUCUGGAUCUAUUUCGAAAACAUUGCAAUUGGAAUAAUACAGCCACUAAAAAAUACUUACAAUAUGAAUAUUUCAAAAGGCAAUUAAAUCACAAACUCUUCCACUUCAUCAUCCAUUUAUUCAUCAAUUUAUAAAAAAAAACAGUUUUAUUAUACGCAGAACCUUUGUGAUGGUAUUUAUGUUAAGAUGAACUUUAAUUUGAACUUUACAUUAUAAAAAAAAAGUUACAUUUUAUGUGAAGUAUGCGAACUCGCGUAGCUAUCGUAUGUGGUACGUGCAGGUAGAGCAAGAGAAUAUAAAGAUUGUGCUGAAAACAAUUUGCAUGAAUUUGUUUUAAAUUUUUGUAUUUUUUUCUUAUGUACUUUUUGUCUCAUUCUUGGUCACUCUAAGUUAUAAAGAAAACAUAUUCUUGAACUAAGUUAUUUAUACUUGGGUAUCUAAGUUACGAUUAAAGGUAUGUAUAUAAAAUAACAUCAGUAGAAUAAAUUUAAAAAGUAUAUGUCUAAAGUUACAAAUUUUCGUACAACUAAUUUCCGGAUCAUUUAGUACACUUCAAUUGCGCGUCUCAUAUUUUU